AUGGGAAUCUGUUUUUCACGUAGACCAACAUCGCAAAGCUGCAGCGAUAAGAAAGUUUUGGAUACACAAGUAAAAGAAUUAAAUACAACGACAGCUACUAUCCAUUCUGUAGUGCCAAUGACUAAUGCAACCGACAAUAGUGCUAACACCGGAUCGGAUAAUGGUAUUAGCUAUGCUUUUAAAUCGUUAACCAGUAGUUUGAUGUCGCUAUUCGGUAGCGCUGAUAACACUGCUGCGAAAAGAUUCCAAAUUAGAGUGGAAAAGUUAUUUGACGUGUACAAGGAACCUUCUGUCGAUCUGAUAUCAAUAGACGGAAUCGAAAGACUGUGCAACGAUUUGGAAAUACUCCCCGAAGAAUUCCGCAUACUCGUGUUUGCGUGGAAAUGCAAUGCACAUCAAAUGUGUCAAUUAAAAAGAGUAGAAUUCGCCAAAGGCUGCUUGGCUUUGAACGCCGAUUCUAUAGAAUUAAUGCGGACCAAGCUGUCCGAAAUGGUCAGUGAUCUCAAUUACAAUUCAAAGGACUUCAAAAGUUUGUACAGGUUUACAUUUAAAUUCGGUUUGGACAACAAUAAAGGUCAACGUAUCUUACCAGUCGAUACGGCUAUUGUGCUGUGGCAGUUGGUUUUCGACAUAUCCGAACCGGCAAUACUUCAACGUUGGUUGACGUUUUUGGAAAAUAGCAAAUCCGUCCAUGGCAUUCCAAAAGACACGUGGAACAUGUUCUUGUGUUUUGCUGAAUCUGUACCCAAUGGCGACCUGACAAAUUAUGAUGAUUCGGACGCUUGGCCAAGUGUUUUUGAUGAUUUUGUCGAACAUGAAAAUCAUCAAGCUAAAAAAACUGAGUGAU
Adelges cooleyi (spruce gall adelgid) is the source of this 847-nucleotide messenger RNA. RefSeq names its product DCN1-like protein 3. Bases 1 to 846 code for a protein of 281 amino acids. Gene Ontology annotation, molecular function: cullin family protein binding; ubiquitin conjugating enzyme binding; ubiquitin-like protein binding. NCBI's taxonomy places the organism in Eukaryota, Metazoa, Arthropoda, Insecta, Hemiptera, Adelgidae. Gene Ontology annotation, cellular component: ubiquitin ligase complex. The transcript has 3 exons. The record is from RefSeq and is a predicted model, not a curated record. Gene Ontology annotation, biological process: protein neddylation; positive regulation of ubiquitin-protein transferase activity.